Molecule: messenger RNA, 2271 nt
Organism: Malassezia globosa CBS 7966
Lineage: Eukaryota; Fungi; Basidiomycota; Malasseziomycetes; Malasseziales; Malasseziaceae
Exons: 1
Coding region: 1-2271 (756 amino acids)
Biological process (GO): protein processing
Cellular component (GO): plasma membrane
Molecular function (GO): metalloendopeptidase activity
Source: RefSeq, a predicted model, not a curated record
AUGCCGCCGAACUCGUCGGAUCGGACCCCCUUGCUGGGCGAAGUAGAUGAAUCACACACACAAAGAGGUACACUAUCGCGGGCGCGUGCAAGACUCUCGCAAAUUGAGCAUGCAUCGUCGUUGUCGAUCCGUGACAUUGUCCUCAUGCUUGCUUGCUUGGCCCUGGUGAUUUUGGGACUGUGCAUACUGAUCAAGUAUGAUGAUCGUCGGAUCCUGCAAGAAAUAUGUAUUACUCGCGACUGCGUCAAGACGGCCUCGCGCCUGUUGAGUGCACUCGACGAGUCUGUGGACCCAUGUGAUGACUUUUAUGCGUUUGCCACAGGCGGCUGGCAAAAGUCCCACACGAUCCCGACGAACAAGAGCGAAGUAAGCGUAUUUGACGAUGUGUCGCUGGAAGUCGAGAGGGUCGUGCAUGACCUUGCCACGCGUCCCAUCGACCCGAAGCUGCCAAGCGGUGACCAGGACAAUCUCGCGAAGCUUCACACAUGGUACACGGCAUGCUUGGAUGUUGAUGCACAGAACACACAAGGGGAGCAACCACUUGUGGCAGUGGUGCAUGAACUGAUGCGCCUUCCAACCCAUACAUCACAACUUGCUUGGAUGCACGCACAUGCGCUUGACACCUGGUUCCAGGUCUCGAUCAGUGGCGAUCCUGGCUCGGCUCCACGCUCAGCCACACCGUUCUUCGCAUCUGCUUCACUUGGUUUACCUGACAAGUCGUACUAUGCGAACAACAAGACAGCGAAGAAAUAUACAGAGCUUGUCGAUGCAGGUCUACAGCGCCUUGUUGAUGCGGGUAUUUCGUCGUUGCGUGGCGUGCAAGCAUCGCACGUCGUCGAGCUCGAGACAGCGCUCGCGAACGCUGCACCAUCGGCUGCCGAGAGCAAUGAUCCCAUUGCGACGUACCAUCCCAUGGCGCCUGAAGAGCUUGCGCUGCAAGUGCCUUCGAUCGACUGGCCUACAUACUGGGCAACCCUCAGUCCCGUGCACCCAAGCCGAGUCAUCCUCGCGAGUCCCUCGUACAUGCGCGCUGUUGAUGCGCUCCUGUCUUCGACGUCGGAGCAUGUGCGGCUCGCAUAUGCAGCUUGGACACUCGUGCGCACGAUGGGCCUGUCCCUUGGUCCGCACGUCCCGCUCCGUCAGCCAGCCGAGCGGCUGUAUCACAUGGUGCAUGGCGUUGCAUCGAAGGUGCGUGAAAAGCGCGAACCUCUGUGUGCAGCCAGUGCGAGUGCAUCGCUUGGCCAUCUUGUGGGUCGCUACUAUGUCCAAGAGGCGCUCCCGACGCCGAGUGUGCCUCAGGUGGCGCGCAUUGCUGAAGCUAUUCGGUCUGCGUUUCUUCGACGGCUCUUUGAUCUGCCAUGGCUCGAUGCCAAAACAAAACGAGCGGCCGUCGCCAAAGCGUCUGCGAUUUCCUUCCGGAUCGCGCAGCCCCAGACGCCAGACCUCUUGCAGGCUUCAGACAUUGCUGCAUGGUAUUCAGAUCUCAACGUGACACACUCCCUCUUUGACAAUGAAUGGCGUGCACAAGCUUGGCGGGUCCACAAAGCCUAUUCGUAUGUUGGUGGCGAGCUGAAUCGCGGCGCAUUGGGCAACUUGGUGCCGACAGACGUCAAGGCCGAGUAUGUGCCUGCGUUUAACGAAAUGGACUUGGCUGCAGGCAUCUUGCAGCCGCCAUUCUUCGACGCAAACUGGCCAAUGUACCUCAAGUUCGGCGCGAUUGGCUCGAUUGCUGGUCAUGAGCUAUCGCAUGCGUUUGACCCACAUGGCCGCUUGUACAAUAGCCAAGGCCUACUGAGCGAUUGGUGGACCAAUGCCACUGCACAUGCUUUCGUCGAACAGCAAAAGUGCAUCGAGCGGCAGUAUGCCGAGUACUGGGUGGACGAUGGCCAUGGUCACCGUGAGUACGUCGACAGCCGGUUCACGGUCGGCGAGGACGUAGCCGACGCUGCUGGCAUCGCUCAGAGUUUCCGCGCAUGGAAGCAUAUCCUCGAUAACGGCGGCAUUCGGAUCUUUGAGCAGAACCAGCUUCUGCCUGGUCUAGCCCACUACACGCAAGAGCAAUUGUUUUUCGUGGCGUUUGCACACCUUUGGGCGAGUCUUGUGCGUCCAGCAGAGCAAGUGCGUCGAAUCCGCACUGAUCCACACUCGCCUGCCCGUUUCCGUGUGAAUGGUGCAUUGAGCAACAUGCCCUCUUUUGCCGAGGCUUUUGGGUGCAAGCCGCGGCAUCAUCCUAUGGUACGAUCUGGGCGCAAUCGCUGUGACAUUUGGUAG